Messenger RNA from Cimex lectularius (bed bug), 2755 nucleotides. RefSeq names its product GPI ethanolamine phosphate transferase 1-like. The record is from RefSeq and is a predicted model, not a curated record. Gene Ontology annotation, molecular function: mannose-ethanolamine phosphotransferase activity. Bases 50 to 2734 code for a protein of 894 amino acids. Lineage: Eukaryota; Metazoa; Arthropoda; Insecta; Hemiptera; Cimicidae. The transcript has a single exon. Gene Ontology annotation, cellular component: endoplasmic reticulum membrane. Gene Ontology annotation, biological process: GPI anchor biosynthetic process.
UUAAGAACACAUGUUUUGAGUAAACUAUAUCAUUCCUAAUGUUACAAAAAUGUUUCUUUAUUUUUCGGUCAUUGUUAAUCUAGUGUUUCUUUACUUCGUAUACAUUCUUCACUUUAAAACAUUCACUCUUACUAAAAGAAAGGAAUGCGAUAUAAAAAUCGAACCGUCGGCGAGAAGGGUCGCCAUUUUCGUAUCAGAAGGGCUCGGCUCUGAUUUCCUUUUCAACGUGACUGCGGAAGACGGAAGGGAACGUUCUCUGUUGAGACGGGUCGUGGAAGGAGAAGGAGCCUGGGGCGUUUCGAAAUGUUUUUCACAAGAAGGCUCAAUGCAGGGGAUCAUGGCUUUACUCAGCGGCACGCAGUACGACCCUUCGAUCGUACUCUACUACGCCAAGCUUGUCAGAUUAAAACUGGACAACGUCUUUUCUCGGGUGGACCAAGUCUACAUCAUCGGAGACCCUUAUUUUCCGGAAAUAUUCGAAGGCAAAAAGAAGAAGAACUGGCUAGUCAAAACUUGGACCCGCAAGUUUAAAGAGGAGAUAGACUCGGGCGGUAAUUUCUUCGCUUACGACGACUUCGCUAUAGAUAAUCUCGGAGAAUUGUUCACCGAUAAAACACGCAAAACCGAUAAUAAAACGAUUUACGUGUUCUUCUUAUCUGGUGUGAAUGCCUGUGUACGGCAAUCCAAUUUGUUCCAAGAAUGUGUAAACACGCUAGUCAAUUUAGACAGACAGAUCGAAAAGACAGUUAGACUGUUUGAAUCUUACUACAACGAUUCGAGUACGAGUUUCAUUUUGACGUCGGAUCGGAAUAUGAUAAAACGCUGGAAAACUGGACGUAAAUCUGGCAAUCCUGAAAAUAUCCCAUUCUUGGCGUGGGGUGCGGGCAUUAAAAGAUUCGGUCGAAAAGGUAGCGGCCGAAUGGAGAUUAAUAAUGAAGACGUCGCUCCUCUCGUUUCAGUCCUACUCGGCAACGAUAGUCCGAAUAACUCGAUCGGCGUCAUUCCUUGGAAAAUAGUAAACAUUCACGAAAAUCAGCUUGCUGGCGCACUUUACUGCAACGAGCUUCUUCUCAAUGACAUAGCCACGGUGUACGCCCAAGAGACGGGAAACAACGAUUAUAUGGAGGCACUGCCUAACGUCGAUUUGAACAUAACAACACUCAGGAAUCAGCUGAAGGAUAAAAUAACAGAGAGGAAUUACUCGGAGGUCGCAGAAAUAUCCAAACGCUUGUUCCCAAUGCACCAAGAACAAAUUCGGCUUUAUAAAAGUUUCUUAAAGCCGCUGAUCUGGACGCUGGUUAUCAACUUGUAUCUUGGUUUUGCUUUUUGGACUCUGCAGAGAGCAAUUUUUAAUACUAUAAUUAAAGAAGAAGAUGAUACACCCAAGCUCAGUUUCUGGCACCAGUUAAGCAAGGCCAAUCUAAAGCAAAGGGUUAUUCACAAUGCCAUUUACGACAUCACUGUCGCAGCUGUUGCUUGCACGGUAGGCACUUUCUUUUUCUUUAAAGGUUUCCCAUUUUUCCUUCUCCUUUCGUUUCUUCUAGCUACGUUUAUUUGGUGGAGGGUGUUAAAAAACGUAAAAUACCUCAUAAACACAAACUUUCAAAGGCAAUUGGUGGAAAGCACAGGGCCGUGGAUGAUAGGUUCCCUGAUCGGUACGAUUUGGUUUGUUUUUGGCAUCUCGUUCCCGUUAGUCAGACAGUUUCUCUUCGGAAUAUCUGUCUUGGUCGUUGUGUUCACAUUGAACCCAAGGGUGGAAAAUAUUCUGCUCAUUCUGUUCGUUGUCACCUCGGCCGUAUUUGUGUUCUUGCUCAAUUUCAGAGUUAUGGACGAGGACAUGGACACCUCGGGUCUGACCAUCGGAACAAUCUCCUGGAUAAUAUCAAUGGGAUUUUAUAUAUAUUACAAUCCAGGACCCUUACGGGAUUUCGGCGUCGUUGCGUUAGAUUGUACCUCCACUGGUUUAAGCCUUUGGAACGCCCUUAACAUCCGCAGCAUGCGAACAAACGAGCCGAAAACAAUACAAUUUUUAAUAUCCUGGAUUAUGCUUUCUAUCGGGCCGAUAUUCCCCGUGCUCUCCACCCAGCACGGGAUCAAAAGGUUCUGCCAUGUCGGAUUCGGACUGUGCGCCACUUUCAUUCUUCUAAGCGAGUAUAACGAAGUGACCGGCCUUCUAGUCUUUUCCACAUUUCUGAUGAUAUUGUAUUGUAUGGAAGUCCGCAAUGCGGACAUGUUAAUUCUCGCCAGGGAACAGCGUGUAACAAAAAAGAGAGAACAUUUAAACAAAGUAGACAUAAAAAUGGCCUAUUUUCUGUUCGUACUUAUAUGGUCCGGCUACAUCCUGACAAGCACCGGCAAUUAUCCGAAACUGUUACAACAAAAGUGGACCUCUAACUUCUUCGAAAACUUCGACCACUUGGGACCCGUAAUCGCACUUCUAGCUUACAAAAUGUUGAUUCCAGUCGCUAUCACAUGUUCCAUGUUCGGACUUCUUUACAAACAGCUGAACUACAGCAUGAAUCAGAUGCUAGAAUGGUUCCUUUAUCUAAAUAACGUAGCUUGUUUUCACCUUCUAAUAAACGCGAAAGGCGAAGAAUACCCUCUCGGUGAAAUAUUCCAGAGCAUAACUAACUUAGCACUUUCACACAUCAUCCCGAUCGCUGUGAUCCUCCUGAGUAAAAUACUCGAAGUUUAUAAUGGUAUCGAUUUGCAACGAUUUUUUAGAAGAAACUAAUUAAAAAAAUUAUUAAUUGCA